CGCCGCCUCCUCCCGUCAGCGGCCGGGGCUGGGGGGGAUGAGGAGGGGACGUCUGAAGACGAGGUGGGGGGGCAAGGCUCCCCCGAAUCCAAGAACGGCUGCUCAGGGACUCCGCGGCCUGGCCUUCCUUUCUUGACCCCCGGGGCUUUCUACUCCGGGGGCCCGCACUGCUGCAGCCCCAAGCUCGGCUGCACGCCACUCCCCACGCCGCCGCCGCCGCCGCUCGCUCCCGGCCCCGCCGCCACCGCGGCCGCCGCUGCCCUGCCAGCCCGGGAGGCAGCCAGUGCGCGCAGCCGCACUGCGGCCCGGCGCAGACGGCAAAACACCUACCGCUCCGCCGGGGGGGGGGGGGGGGGCGUGGACCAGCGUGUGCGGGUUACGGGCGCGGGCGCGGGGGGCCGGGAGGGGGGCGCACGGGGGCGCAGGGCGGGCGCGGGCCAGCUCGGCCCGGAACGCGCGCCGCCGGGGCCGAGGAGGGGACUGGCCAAGCUGGUGGAGGAGAGCAGGAAAACGUGGGGGAGGUGCUGGCGAGAGAAAGAGAACUUGCGUGAGGAGGAGGAGAAACCAAGUAUUUGGCGUGGAAAUGGGAUUUUGGGGUUUUUUUCUGGCAUCUUCAAAUCAGGAAAAGUGAAAUUAAUCAACAUCCCCCCCCCCUCCCCUCGACAAAUGAGGAUUGCUUUCUCCCUGGGGAAGACAGCAGGAAUGGGGGAGCAAGAAAUGAAGGUCCAAUCAGGAGAGAGAAAACACACAGAAAUUUGGAAAAGUGUGUAACAUAAAUAAUUAUUAACCCUACCAUUGGAUUGGAGUAAUGAUGGGUUAGCAAAAAGUGAAGAAGAUUCUACAGCUACUACCCCUGGAGCUGAGAUCGCACACCCAAGAGAGAGGCCCCCUCAAGGAGCCUGAGAUCCAGACCUUGCUGUGGAAGGCUGCUGUGGCUCACGGAAUGGCAGAGAAGUUCUUUACGGCACCAUAUUGGUAAAGUGUGCUGGAAAUCCACCCUCUGAAGUCCCAGGGAAACUUCACAGCCGCACUUUGCUACAAAGCUGCCCAAGGGAGGUGCAGGGAAGCUAUUGGCCACUGUGAACUGCAGAAGGGGAAAGUAAUAUGUCCUGGAGAAGCUUGCCCAGCAAGCAUACCAGAAUGAGGAAGCAAAAACAGUUUCCCCCUGCAAUGUAUUUCCAGUGCCCUCUAAUGACAAAGUUCCAGCCGGCAAGGAAAAAUAUUUAAAGGGCCCAAACCUGUUUACACAAAGCUGGCAGAUAGGUGGAAUUUGGAGCUGAGAGGCAAAAAAUAAUAAAUAGCACACACUUUUGCCGUAUCCCAUGAAUUUUAAUGUGCUGAAUUUUUAUUAUCUAAUUGUCGUAGUGCUUUCUUGACUACUGGGUUAUUUAGAAGGGCAUUGCUUAAUUUCCAAAUAUUUUCAGAUUUUUUAGUUAUCUAUUAAUUGAUUUCUAGCUUCAUUUCACCAUGGUCCAAGAAGUCCUCUAUAUGAUUUCAAUCUUUUGAAGUUUGUUCAGACUUCUUGUAUGCAUAGCAGAUAGUGUAUUUUGGUAAAUAUUUCAUCUCUACUGGAAUGUGCUUUCUGCAGUUGCUGGGUAUAGUGAUAUAUACAAAUAUAUAUUGAAUAUCUAUUUAAUAAUAUAAAUAUAUUUUUAUAUAUAUAAAAAGAUCAAGUUUAUUAAUAAUUUUGUUCAGAUUUCUAUAUAACUUACUAUUUUUGUUAUCUAGUCAUUCUAUGGGGUCUAAUACACCAGAAGUAGGAUAUUAAACUAUGAUUAGGGUUCUACUUCUCCUCUACUCUUCUAUUAAUGUUUAUGUACACUGUUUGAAGCUAUGUUAAAACAGACAUAAAAAUAUAGGAUUGUUGUGUCUUCCUGUUGAAUUGCCCCUUUUAUCUUUAGGAAAUGCCUCCCUUUAUCGGUGGUACACUUCUUGCCUUAAAGAUUCUAUUUAUCUAUUUGAGAGAGAGAGAGAGAGAGGGAGAGCAGGAGCAGGAGAGCAGAAGGAGAAGAAGCAGGCUCCCCGCCGAGCAGGGAGCCCGACGUGGUGCUCAAUCCCAGGACCCUGGGACCACGACCUGAGCCGAAGGCAGACGCCUAACCGUCUGAGCCACCCAGGUCAGUGCAUCUAUCUUCGAGCUGGUGCCAAUGCGGCUGCAUCCAAUUUUGGAGAACAGUCUUGGGCCACUAGUUGCUGCAUCAUCCGGAAAUGCCUGUGAAAUAAUACCCCACCACUUCAGUGGCCUACAGCCAAUGGCUGACUGAUAUGAGGGUACAAAACACCUUCUCAAGGCGUUUGAAUGCAGAAUUAGAGGCAAAAACAGCUGAUCUGGUUCGUCAAGCUGAGGAAGUAAUAAGAGAUCAGCGAGAAGUACAAUCAAGGCCGGUCUCAACACAAAUUAAAUCAUAUGAAAAGGAAGAGGAUUGCAGUUUAAGAGGUCUGUUGUCUGAAGGGAUAGUUCAUCUACAUUCAGAAACUAAGCCAAAGACCGAAAAUGUUGAUGCAGUAAACAAGGUUCAAAAUAAACUGCGCUCUGCGAAUAAAGGAAGGAAAACAAAUUCAAGUAUAAAAUUGAAAUACUCUGAUGUACAGACUGCCAAUGAUGUUGCUAUUCCAGAGGAUUUUUCAGACUUUUCUCUUGCAAAAACAAUUAGCAGACUUGAAGGGCAACUGGAGGAAGAAGGUUUGCCUGAUUAUAUAGAUGAUGAUAUUUUUUGUGGUGUUAGUAAUAAUAUUGGAACAGAAGCCCAGAACAGAUUUUUAAAGGCCAAACUCCGUGUUAUGCAGGAGGAAUUGGAUAAUGUUGUAUAUGAAUGCAAUAAAAAGGAAAAUGAAAUUCAGGAUUUAAAGUCUCAGAUAAAAAACUUUGAAGAAGAUUGUGUGAGACAGCAGCGAACAAUUAAUUUGCAACAGUCUCAAACAGAAAAAUAUAAAACUCUUUUUGAAGAGCUAAAUAAAAAAUGUGAUGGAUUACAGCAACAGCUGUCUUCAGUAGAAAAGGAAUUAGAAAAUAAAAGAAGACUACAAAAACAGGCUGCCAGUAACCAAAGUGCUACAGAAGUUCGGUUGAAUAGAGCUCUAGAAGAGGCAGAAAAGUAUAAACUGGAGUUAAGUAAAUCAAGGCAAAAUAACAAGGAUAUAGCCAAUGAGGAACACAAAAAAAUUGAAGCAUUAAAAUCAGAAAACAAGAAGCUAGAAAAACAGAAAGGAGAAUUAAUGAUAGGGCUCAAGAAACAAUUAAAAUUAAUUGAUGUUUUAAAAAGGCAGAAGAUGCAUAUUGAAGCUGCCAAGAUGCUGUCUUUCACUGAAGAGGAAUUUAUGAAGGCAAUUGAAUGGGGAAAUUCAUAAAUGAUCUACUUUAUAAUUAAAGUAUACAGACUUU
This is a messenger RNA of Mirounga angustirostris (Northern elephant seal), 3382 nucleotides long. It is a transcript of the gene TEX9, whose product is annotated as testis expressed 9. NCBI's taxonomy places the organism in Eukaryota, Metazoa, Chordata, Mammalia, Carnivora, Phocidae. The record is from RefSeq and is a predicted model, not a curated record. Bases 2266 to 3348 code for a protein of 360 amino acids. The transcript has 15 exons.